This is a messenger RNA of Rotaria socialis, 1191 nucleotides long. NCBI's taxonomy places the organism in Eukaryota, Metazoa, Rotifera, Eurotatoria, Philodinida, Philodinidae. The record is from the annotation of a GenBank genome assembly.
AUGAGCAAUACAGUCAAAUUAAUUAAUAGUUUAGAAAAUGUCUUUCGAUUAUUAAAGAAUUUAUUAAACAAUUUUGAACUGACUACAAUUCCAUCUUUAAUUCGUGGUGCGUGUUCUAAACAGAAUAGUCUUAUCGUCUGUAUGGAUUUACUUAAUCAUGCUUUCAAACAAAUCCAACAUAUGACAACAUCAAAUUCAACCGCAUCAGUCGAUGAUACAUGUCAAGAGGUUUAUCAACAACUUCGUUCGUCUUGGGCAUCAUCAGAUAAAAUAUUCGAUACAUUUUUAAAUUUAUCAGAUUCUUUCGAUGAUCUUGAUAAAGAAUUGAAUAAUAUUUAUACACUUUUUCAAACGCUGGAUAUACCUUUAGCAAAUAUUGAUAACGAUUUACAUCAACAAUUUUUAACAAAUUUUUUUGCUAUGAGUAAAAUUGCUACAAUGCGACACGUUUGUCAAUUGAUUAUUGAUCAUUCACAAACAUUUAAUAAUGUUAAAUCACAAAUAACAAACGAUGGUGAUAUUAGCACUAUUAUUGUUCAAUAUCUUGCUGAUUUACUUUCUCUUGCAAUGAGUUAUUUAAUCUUUUCAUUAAUUCCAUCAUCUCAAUCUAUUCUUGAAAAUACUUUUAUUCAAACUGAUAAUCAAUUUCAAGAUUUUAUGAAUAGUACUUGUUUAAUAACACCAACAAAUCAAUUGGCUGAGAUUCAACAAAUUUUAGCACAAAUAAAUGACAUAAAAACUUCAAUAGUUGAUGAUUUAACAACGGAUCAAAAUAUAUUAACUAUUAGUGAUAGUACAUCAACAGUAGUUAUUGAUAAAAUGACGAAUCGUGAACAAACAAAUGAUAAACAACUUUGUUUACAUCUUGUUAAAAUUCUUCAAUCGUGGCUUCUUUUUGAACAAUAUGAAGAACAAAUAAAAUUACAACGAGAUUUAAUUAUUCAUGCAAGAACAUUUGCAGAAAAAGGCUUAGAAAUUUGUCUUUUAAAAACUGAUAUUGAAUCAAAUUUUACUAUUGUUGAACAAGCAGUUUUAGAAUUUCCACCGGUUGAAAAUUUAAAACAAAUAACAUUACAAAAUCUUCCAUCUUUAAUUGAACAAGCAGAACAUGAAUGUGUGAAACAUAAACGAAAUCGAAUUAAAGAAGAACGAGAACUUGAAAAUCCUCGGGUAUGUAUUUUAAUCAUAUAA